Molecule: messenger RNA, 1896 nt
Organism: Gasterosteus aculeatus aculeatus (three-spined stickleback)
Lineage: Eukaryota; Metazoa; Chordata; Actinopteri; Perciformes; Gasterosteidae
Product: RILP-like protein 1
Biological process (GO): cilium assembly
Cellular component (GO): ciliary basal body; cytoplasm
Molecular function (GO): dynein light intermediate chain binding; protein dimerization activity; small GTPase binding
Source: RefSeq, a predicted model, not a curated record
GUUCAGUGAAGGCGGCAUCAGAAGUUGCGCAGCUGCCCGCGCCGUUGGUCGUUAGAAGCGUCAACAAAGUUGCGUCGUCAAACCGGUUUGUUGUUUUUUAACAUCAAUGCGAGUCUACUCGGAGGGUCAUAGGAGCGACAGACCGACAUGUUGAAUGUCGGAGGCGAAAAUAAAGCCGAGGUCACACAUGGAAACCUGCGUUACGUCAUCGCUGGACCGACCCGCGGCGGAGCUGACGGUCACCGACGUGUACGACAUAGCGGCGGGGCUCGGGCAGGAGUUUGAGCGCGUCAUCGACAGGUUUGGGUGCGAGUCUCUGGUCGGAGUGGUGCCCAAAGUGGUGCGGGUGCUGGAGCUGCUGGAGGCCCUGGUGAGCCGCGCAGCCGCCGGACAUGAGGCCGAGGAGCUGCGGAGGGAGCUGGACAGACUGCGGCAGGAGCGCAGCGACCGAUUCGCGCAGGACAAGAGGCACCAGAGGGAGUUGGAGCUGGUGGAGGAUGUGUGGCGAGGAGAAGUUCAGGACCUGCUCUCUCAAAUCAACCAGCUCCACACAGAGAACAAGAAGCUGUUAGUGAGCCUCUCGCUCAAAGAGUUCCCCGUCCCAGAGGAAGAGCAGCAGCAACAGGGGGGAAUGUCAGAGAAGGACAAGCAGGUGAUGAAGAAGCUGAUGGACUCUGUGAAUAAGCAGAGGGAUGAAAUCCGGGCUAGAGACCAUGAACUGACACUUAAAAACGAGGACGUUGACGCGCUCCAGAUGCAGCAGCAGCGGGUGAUUAGAAUCAACCAGGAUCUUCGUCACAGGGUUGGCGUGAUGGAGGCUCAGGGCAAGUCGCUGAUCCGGCAGAGGGCUGAGCUGGAGGCUGCAGCUCAGGCACGGCAGCAGGAGCUGGUCGCUGUGCAGCGGGAGGUCACAAGGCUGAGAAAAGAGCUCCAGGAGAGGAAAAUGGAGAAAAAGGUUGCUGAUGUAGAAGAGACCUCUUCUAGCCGAUCUGGGAUAUCACCACCUGCGUCGUCGCUGACGACGUCGUCUUCAUCUAACUCCAUCAAACCGAAUUCAGUGUGGGUGGAGUGUGGAACGGACCCUGGCUUUCAGGCAAACUGCUUUGAGCGUGACAAGAGUCCUUCACUUCUCCCAAGGUCAUCAAAAAGAGUAGAUAUUGAGGAAAAGGGACACGAAGACGAGGACACGAAAAGAUCCUCACUGGUGUGGGAGGAUACAGAGCCAGAGACAGACAGCCCGGAACAAGACUCGAACAAACCUCGCUUCACCCUGCAGGAGCUGCGGGACGUCCUGCAGGAGAAGAACGAACUCAAGGCCCAAGUGUUCUUGCUACAGGAAGAACUAGCACAUUACAAAAGCGAGGAGUUUGAGGAUGACAUCAGCUUCAUGGUUUGUCCUCCAUCUCCGCCCCCAAUCGCCGGUUGCACUGAUCAGGGCGAAUCAGGCAUUAGAAGCUUGAUCUUCACUGCCAUAAUGCCGAUGGUGGCAGCCGGCUUGAUUGCGGAUGACCCUACAUUGUUGCCGAUAAGACGACUUUUUUUUGUAUGACUUUGCAUUGAAUUAUACAAUCGUACUUUUUACCAUUUUGCAACAAGUUGUCAAGAGACAUAUUUACCUGAAUGUAUUUGCUAUUUAAAACUAAAUCCGUUUAUGUUUUAAACAGUUAAAACUGUAAUUAAUGAUGUCAACCGUAAUAAUACAAUUUUGCCAUAGCUGGACACUUUAAUGUGUAUUAAUGACCUCUAAGGAGUGUCAUCAGAAAUUGUGAGGGUGGACAUGCUUCUGUAAAGUUUUCCCACUACAUUGCUUAAAAAUACAUAAAUUCUAUCAAUGCAUUUCUCAGAGGAUGAAUUGUUCUGUUCUUUGCAUUCUCCGAAUAAAGACAUCAAAUGUCA